Daphnia pulicaria is the source of this 1159-nucleotide messenger RNA. RefSeq lists its product as uncharacterized. The record is from RefSeq and is a predicted model, not a curated record. The transcript has 3 exons. The coding region runs from base 281 to 1159 and encodes 292 amino acids. Lineage: Eukaryota; Metazoa; Arthropoda; Branchiopoda; Diplostraca; Daphniidae.
GAUACAGCGGCGGCAAAGGUUUCCCAAACGAACUUGCGUCCAUUUUGCUACAUCUCGUUUCUUUUGGUUGUUGUUUUUAUCAGAUUUUGUAUAGUAUUUUUGAUCGCUGCGGGUUUAUAUGCUACAUAAUUGUAUAGAGCCCGCCGGUCAUGUGUCCAGUGUCGUCCUGCAAUGCGAUUCACGGCGCCUAUUGACAGCCACUCUCGUCCGCAUCAUCUUUGAUUACAUCGACAACUGCUGGCCUGUACACAGCUGGACGACCAAUUGAAGUCUGAUCAAGAUGGUUCACCAGCAAUCGUACGAUCACCGCCAUUCGUCCUAUCACCCGCCGUCGGCGUUCAGUGUCGAUCCGAUGGGCCAGCCGGUCAAGAACAAAAAUUACCAGCAGCAGCAGCAGCAGCAGGCCAACCAGCAAACCAGCGGGGCUAGUGCUGGCGCUGGCCUGCGGCCGAUGGGUAAAAACCGGAACAACAACAACAACAACAAUUCGUCGACGUCUUCGUCGCCCACUUCGUCCAGCGCCGUCAAUGAUAACGACACCUUUGCGCGCUUCUGGCCGCAGCCGGCCAAUAACGGCGGCAGUCGGCCGUGCAGCAGCGGGCCGGGAUGCGGGGCAACGCUUCCGCAUCCCUCCGGGCCCAUCAGUGGCGGCGGCACAUCCAGCAAUGGCAACAACUCUUAUUCCGCCGUCGAGAAUGACGUCCGGUGGUCCAAAUUACUCCGACACGACGGUACACCCACCAAGGUUUUACUCUACCCGGAAGAAGGAUGGGCCAGAACGGCCACCAACGCCUAUUGGCUCCUGUCGAUCCCUUGGUGGAACCGCAAUCGCUGCAAAGUCGUCGAAGUCGCCGGAACGCGGAGGAGUACGACGCAGGCCAAGUUGAUCGACGCCGGCGACCGGCGAACGGUUUACGUGGUCGGCUCGUUCAAGAGCUCGUCGUCGUCGUCGCCGGACCUCUCGUCGUCCGAGCCGCAAUUCAAAUUGGCCCUGACGUCGCACAUCACGACGGCCGACGUCAAUCUCGGCUACCUGAUGACCGGCACGCUGGAGCGAGGCCGUCACGGCGACUCGCUCCAGCCAACCCAUUUCGCCGUCCUCCGUAAAUUCGAUUGGAAUAGCCAACAGCAGCAGCAGCAACAACAGCAACAGCACUGA